Messenger RNA from Adineta ricciae, 1557 nucleotides. Lineage: Eukaryota; Metazoa; Rotifera; Eurotatoria; Adinetida; Adinetidae. The record is from the annotation of a GenBank genome assembly.
AUGUUUUAUUUACAUUAUAAUUCUUGGUCUUUUUAUGUUAAUCUUUGUCAAUGGUUCCUUUUUCUUUCAAAUUGGAAAUUGGUUCAUUUACAAAAUACUUUUACGGCUACAAUAAUUCUUAAACAACCAGGUACACAAUUUAUUCCUAUUAGUAUGUCAAUUCAAUUACUUUCAGUUAAUCUUGUUGAAUCAAUCAUGAAAUGUAGUAUGUUAUGUACUAAUAAUUUUCUAUGUGGUGUUUAUGAUUAUGAAGUAUCUGUACCAAGGCAAUGUCGACUUUUUGAAGGUAAUGCAAAUAAUAUGGGUUAUAUUGCUCCGUCAUCGUAUAUUCAAUCAAAUGUUGGUAUUGUUCAAUUGACAUCAGAUCUUUUUGAAGAAUAUGGACAAAGAUGUGUAUCUUCUUGUUAUCAAAGUCGAUAUCUACGAUGUAACAAUAAUUCUAAAUGUGAUUGCAUGCCACAUAGUUAUUGGAAUUCAUCAAUAUCAAUGUGCGUUCCACAAUUGGUAAAACGCGGUUCGCCUUGUCAACAGAAUAUGAAUAUGUGUCGAGAAGAUCUUAAUUAUACAUGUUUACAAUUUAAUCAAUGUGGUCCAAUAUCAAUACUUUCUGGUACAACAAUAAUCAACAGUUAUACAGUAAUUAAUGGAAGUUCAACUAUUGGUCUAAAUAGACCUAUUGGAAUCAGUGUAUUUUCAACAAAUGUUGAUUCAUUAGUUAUCGCAGAUUCCAAUAAUAAUCGUAUCAUUGGUGUAUGGGAUGCUAAUAAAAUGGGUCAAAAUAUUUCAGUAAUAGCCACUGAAUGGUCAUCUGGACAUUCAUUAUGUAAUCCUUUUGAUGUUUAUGUCGACAAUAGUAAUACAUAUAAUCUAUAUGUCAGUGAUUUUUGUAAUUCUCAAGUCGUACGAUAUACAAAUAUGCAAACUAUUAAUCCGCCUCCGCUUAUUGUAGCAGGUUAUCAACAAAGUACUGGAACAGGACUUCGAUAUUUAAAUGGACCAUUUGGAAUAGCUGCCGAUAGCCAUAAUAAUGUCAUAGUAGCUUCUUUAGCAGAUAGUCGAGUCCUAUUUUGGCGACCGAAUGCUACAAAUGGUACAAUAAUGGUUGAUUCUAGCACAAUUGGUAAUAGUUUGAUGAGUAACCAAGGACCAUGUGGUAUUGCAUUUGAUGAACAGAACUCGUUAUUAUAUGUUGCUGACACCUUCAAUCACAGAAUUAGACGUUAUUCAAUAAAUAAUAGUUGGCCUUGUAAUGGAACAACAGUGGCUGGUGGAAAUGGACCAGGUAGCAGAAGUAAUCAGUUAUAUUAUCCUAAUGAUGUAUGGGUAUCAAAGAAGACAGGAACUCUGUAUAUAGCAGACUCAGCUAAUAAUAGAAUUCAACGAUGGGAAAAAGGAGCAACCGAAGGUGUUACAAUUGCAGGAGAUCCCUAUGGUAAUAGAGGUACCAGUUCUACUUUGUUCGAUGAUCCAGUUAGUAUAACUAUCAAUGCUAACGAAACAUAUAUGUAUGUCACCGAUAUGUUCAACAAUCGUAUACAAAGAUUUGAGCUUAUCUAA